This is a messenger RNA of Klebsormidium nitens, 673 nucleotides long. The record is from the annotation of a GenBank genome assembly. Lineage: Eukaryota; Viridiplantae; Streptophyta; Klebsormidiophyceae; Klebsormidiales; Klebsormidiaceae.
AUGGCACCGCAGCAAUGUCAGCUGUACGCAAAUUUCGGAAGGGCGACAACAUGUAGGACUCGUGUCUUUGGGCCCAAGGCAAUUGGAAAAGUGGGGAGUGCCCGUUUGCUGGCUUCAAGGGAUUCAGCGGGGGAUGGAGGGGUGGCUGCAUCAAGAGUGACAGUUGAAGAAGCUAGCAUGGAGUCGGAAUGGCUCAAAGUAAAGCUGAAGCAAUGGCUUGAUGAUGAGUACUGCCCCGAGCCAGCAAACGAGGACAUCAGUGAACGUUGCAAGAGAGUCUACUACCGGUGUCUGUUAGAGGGGGUUAACGACGCUGGCGACAUCCUUGUGGAAUUUAUUCGGGACCUGGAAACCUUUAGCUUUAAAGAGAGUUUUCAUGGUCCCUUUACAGCCGCUAAUGCCGCCAUUGCCUUAAUCAUGGAAAGAAUUGACACUCAAGAUAGUUGAGAUGCCAUCCGAUCGCCUGCCAUGCACUCUCCGUGUACAACAGGCCCAAUCGAAGCAAUGGCAUCUCCUGUCCUCUGGAAUCGUAUGCAUUACAUGUGCUAGGAGACACCUGGCAGAAUUCGAUUUUGCCGACAACGUCUGGCCCAACUGAUCGACCAUGUCACAAGUGUAACAGGUGUAACAUCUGCAUUCCGGCCGCCAGAAAUCACAUGCACCAACUUCCAAC